AUGCCAGGAAAGGUCCUCAUCAACCAGCCCUUCCCACCCCCAGCCCCACAUCUGGGUCUCAUCACUCUGGUAAUGCACAGGAGGUGUGGCCCAGACCGCUACAGAGGAGCCUCGGAGGGAAGCAGAAGCCAGAACACAGCUCACCCACUACUGAGAGUAACCCAGUGGAUACUUCCAGCUGCCACCCUGGAGGUCCUAGCAUCCAGUGCCCUUCAGUCACCCCCGGGGGGAGAGAUGCAGAGAGACACACCGCUGGUGUCACCAUCUGCAGCCCCAAAUGCUGUGAUGGCUGUAGACCAAGAAGCCAGCACAUCAGGGGACCGGAGCAAGAGUGAGACUGGGGCCUCCAUCAGCCCCCAAACCCUGCGGAAGCCCAGCAUGUCCAAGGUGAUUCUGAGGGCUGUGACUGACAAGGGAGUUCACAGCCGUGUGUCCCUUGCUGCCUUGAAGAAAGCUGUGGCCACCACAGGCUACAACAUGGCCAACAACAGCUGGCGCUUCAAGCGUGCACUCCAGAAUCUACUGAAGAAAGGCAUGCUCAAGCAGGUGACCGGCAAGGGUGCCUCGGGCUCUUUCCGCCUGGGCAAGAAGCAGGCCUUCAAGCCCAAGCGCAAGGCCAAGAGACGCCAGCGGAGGGGGCGGAGGCAGGAACCCAGGCAGCGCCAGUCUGGACCACGCCAGUCACUAGUAGGCUCCAGAAAGAGCCAUAAACGGCUUUUGAAGGGAGUUCGUAGGGUGGCCAAAUGCCGCCGCCAUUAA
This is a messenger RNA of Cricetulus griseus (Chinese hamster), 759 nucleotides long. Lineage: Eukaryota; Metazoa; Chordata; Mammalia; Rodentia; Cricetidae. The record is from RefSeq and is a predicted model, not a curated record.